Molecule: messenger RNA, 1938 nt
Organism: Fusarium subglutinans
Lineage: Eukaryota; Fungi; Ascomycota; Sordariomycetes; Hypocreales; Nectriaceae
Product: ARCA-like protein
Exons: 7
Coding region: 1-1938 (645 amino acids)
Biological process (GO): regulation of transcription by RNA polymerase II
Molecular function (GO): DNA-binding transcription activator activity, RNA polymerase II-specific
Source: RefSeq, a predicted model, not a curated record
AUGGCGGAAUCACCUAUCCACGAUGCGGUCAUGCCGCCGUCUUUAUUCCUUGCAGAUCGCUCCCCAAAACACAAUUCAAGCGAUGAUAUACAAUGUGACCCGUCGAAGCGCUUUGGUCGCGAAGUGCCAAAAAGGGCUCGCCAACUACCCCUCCUAGCAUACUCCAUUCUAACUUUCUCAUCACGUCAUCAGGUCAUGAUCACUGGUAUUGACGAUGAAAGUAGCGAAGAGUAUCAUAGCCAUGCGCUGCGCAUUUUGAUCCCCAUUCUUGAUGACCCUAUGUCUUCUCUGGACGAAAACCUUUUAGCAGCAGCAGUCCUGCUACGUUUAUACGAGGAAAUGUGUGAUGUUGAUACUGGAACCCAUCUCGUUGGAUGCGCGCAGCUAUGGAAUAACAUCCCCGACUUCAUAGCUGAAAGCGGUCUGAGCGAAGCGGCCAGCUGGAUUCUGCUCAGACAGAACCUGCACAUAUCUCUGAUCAAAGGCGAACCGAUGCAAGUAGAUCUGAACAAAUACAGACGUUCGAUAUCAUUUAUAGACACGACUGAUGAGGACUUUGCCAAUCGGAUUAUUCUACUCUGCUGCCAGGUAUUGGAGACUUGUUUUGGCCCAGGCGCACAGCCCGACUACGAAACGUGGGCGCAUCUCGGUAAAGAAGUUGCGCUAUGGCAUGAUUCAAUACCAGCGCACUAUCAUCCUUACCACUCUGGCAGGGAAAAUACUUCUGCUGGAUUUAAGUCGGCUUUUCCUGUAGUAUGGAUGAUGAAUCCUGCUCAAGUUAUGGGAUAUCAGCACUACUGUCUAGCUCGCAUUCUGCUACAUAUCUCUGAGCCCAGACAAUGGGUGUCCAGUUUGAGAACCAUCGAGCAUCGGGUAGCUGCAGAUAAAGCGGCUUUGAAUGACCUUCAUAUCGCAGUCGGUCUCGGCAUCCACAAUCCUUCUGUAGUUGGUGCUGGAUUUACCGUCCAUCAUAUGCUUUUCGCUUGUAUUGGUGCAGGCCUAGCUGAUCUGGAGUUGCUGGAGCACUGGCACCGAUAUCCUGUGACGGGCGACAUGACCGAGACUACAAGGCAGCUGCAACACGACCUUGUUCGCUUGGGCUUCUCUCACCACUAUUUGCUGAAUAGUAUUCUGGGCCUCACCGCCCUUCAGCUCUACAGUGAAGAUCGCUCUCAGUCCAAAUGGUACGUCAGAGCGGUUGCGCAUCAACAAACUGCAAUUACUCGAGCGCGGCCGCAUUUUGAAUCCUUAACUCAGGCGCAUGAACAAGCUCUGCUGGGGUUUUCCGCUUUCAUGUCAAUGUAUGCCGUAGCGGAACCAAUUUAUCGCCCAAAUGGCAUAUGCUCUGAGUCACCGUUCGACCCGGUCGAGGAGCUUCUGAAAGCACUUCGCUUCAGUAGGUCUACAAUUAUGUUUGUACAGCAGAGCUUCCCCCCAGUUGUCGUCUCGGGAUCAUGGCUUCUGACCAAAUUCGUUGCCCAUCACCAAGGCACUGGGAACGAUCUUGAAACAAGAUAUCCACAGCUUGAGUUUCUACAAAGGUGCAUAAAUAGUCAGGUGGAAGGUGUUCGCAAGAAAGCAUGCCUUGAUGCCGUGAAAGCACUCUUCCGCCGCAUUGCAACGCUGUCAGACAACAUUGGCGACCCCGAGCCUGCCAAGAUAGUUUGGGGUUGGGGACUGGAGGUAAGCCAGAUCUUUCUGGAUCUGUGCUCAGCUCGCCACCCCGCAGCGCUUGUUAUUUUAGGUCACUUUGCUGUUUUGAUGAACUAUAAUCGGGAGCAUUGGUGUCUGAGUCCCUGGCCGGCUGGUUUGCUGAGCUAUAUUAUCGGCUUUCUUGGAAAUGAGUGGGAAUACAUUAUGAAAUGGCCUGCAAGUAUCGUCUUUGGGGGAAAUCUUGCUAUUGAUAGUCUUGCUACAAAAGAUUUCGGUGUUCUUUAA